UUCUUCUACCCUCCCGCCGCUGCAUCAACCCGGACCCUGUGAACCUCUUCCUAUCUGGAUCUUCGAACCGCUCGAUACGCUCUGAACCUCGACUCCUCACCCCACCUAGCUCUUUCACCUUCGCCCUUUCACCUCACUUCUCACCUUCACCCACGCUGAAAUGAACACGAGGAGAUCAUAGCACUCUCGCAUAUUAACAUUCACAGGAGCAAUACACCUUAAGCUCUUUGAACUAUCGAGACAGCUAGGCCAUCUAGCAAUCUUGUAGUGAACCGUCAAGAUGAUUGCAUACGAGACUCAACACCGAGGCUGGUCGUCUCAGGAUUCUCAAGCCGCUACUUCUCUAGAUGACAAGUUCGAAGUUAUCAAAGACAUUGGCGAUGGCAGCUUUGGGAGCGUCGCGCUCGCACGCGUACGAGGCGCUGGCGCUCACAUUGCUCGACGAGGGACUUUGGUCGCGAUAAAGACGAUGAAGAAGUCGUUCGACUCAUUCGCGCACUGUCUAGAACUACGGGAGGUCAUCUUCCUACGGACACUACCUAACCACCCUCAUCUCGUGCCCGCCCUUGAUAUCUUUCUGGACCCCUACAGCAGGCGGCUCCACAUCGCCAUGGAGUACAUGGAUGGCAAUCUGUACCAACUUAUGAAAGCAAGAGACCACAAGCCGUUAGAUCAACACAGCGUGAAGAGCAUUCUGUUCCAAAUCAUCUCAGGUCUCGAGCAUAUCCAUCAACACGACUUUUUUCAUCGCGACAUCAAGCCAGAAAACAUCUUGGUUUCCACAUCAGCACCCACAGACUCAGGUAGCGCAUUCCGCCGGUACUCAGCAUUGGUGACUCCACCAUCAACACCACCGGCCUACACGAUCAAGAUCGCAGAUUUCGGACUAGCACGUGAAACACAUUCGAAAUUGCCCUACACGACGUACGUUUCGACGCGAUGGUACCGAGCUCCAGAAGUCUUGCUCCGUGCAGGCGAAUAUUCGGCUCCAGUCGAUAUCUGGGCGAUAGGUGCAAUGGCAGUUGAGAUUGCGACGCUGAAGCCACUCUUCCCGGGCGGGAACGAAGUCGACCAGGUUUGGCGAGUGUGCGAGAUCAUGGGAAGCCCUGGAAGCUGGGUCAACAAGCAAGGCGUGCGCGUUGGAGGAGGAGACUGGAAAGAUGGUGUCAGACUGGCACAGAAGCUAGGUUUUUCGUUCCCAAAGAUGGCGCCACACUCAAUGGACACGAUUCUCCAAGCGCCACAAUGGCCAGCCAGCCUUGCCAACUUUGUGACAUGGUGUCUCAUGUGGGACCCUCGGAGCAGGCCAACUUCAUCGCAGGCCCUGAGCCAUGAGUACUUUGCUGAUGCCUUCGACCCUAUGAGGCCCAAGUCCUCAGCCUCAAGACUCCUCGGUCGCAAGCAGUCGGAUCUCAGUGGUCACACACUGAAUUCGCCAGACUCGACACACAGCCUUACGACAAAGACAUCGUCUUGGUUCAGACGGUCGCUCGUCGCACGAGAAAGCGCCCCAGCCGUUCCUCAGCACACUUCGACACGGCCCGUGUCACCUCGCCCUUCGCCUAUCCAGGCCGUCACAGUGGAGCCCGCCGCUUCGAGUAAGCCCCGCCCCAAUGUAACCAAGCGAGCCACGUGGACGAACGGUGUACCGUCGAAUGCUGCACCAAUUCCAAUAUUGCCUUCCAUCAGACCCAUCUCACCACUGUCCGAUACAGUGACUGCCCGAGCUAGUGUGCGACCUGCUGAUAGCGAAGAGAAAGCUGCAAAGAAGAUUGGUCGUCAAUUAUCGGUCGCCUCGCACGGCAACCAUUAUGCAGACCUCCACCGCCAAGAAGCGGAGAGGGCACUGAACGGCCAAUCCGGUCUUGCAUCGCCUCCCAAUGGACAGAAAGAGGGUUUCUUUUCCCACCUACGGAAGCGUGCUCGACGUCUAUCUGGUCGGUACCAGGCUCCAAUGUCGCCUAAUUCAGACGACAUUGAAGCGAACGCAGGAUGUGCCCCGUGGUCAACGACAAGCGCCCGAGGGACCAUGGCUGUCGAUCCUUCGGCGCCAAACCCACCUUCGCACCCGGACUAUGCCGAUUUAGAUAAGGCAUUGCAAAAUGUGAGGUACAGUCUCGAUGCCGCGUCACAUGCGACUAACAAUUCAAAGACAUCCUCGCGAGUUGCUGGCAAUCCAGGCAUCAAGCGACAUCACUCAUUGCCGCAUGGCCAGGAGACCCGAUCUUCGGAGAAUGCUCCUGGCGGCCCAAUAUCCAGCCGCACGAGGCGAGCGCUUCAGAAACAGUCGAACCCCUCAAACCGAUAUGAAACACCCAAUGAAGAGGAGGAGCUUCUAGAUGAAGAGCUUAACUCCACAGCAAAGGCCACCCGGCGAUUAGCAGGUCCUGAGAAGGCCACUGCCCCAAUUCAAGGGCCGCGGCCUCAGAUGGGUCAAUCGUCGAGCGACAUGGGUCCGUCAGCUUCAUACCUCACUCCGUCGCCAUCCGCGAACCGGGAUGGAGUCAACUUUGGCCAUGCGCAGUACGCAACGCCCUCUAAGCCCAUGAACAUUAACAGGCCUCAUCCCGCCAAGGAGGAAGUAAACUCGAAGUGGCCGACACCACCGUACGACGAAAAUGACUGGGCUGCCUCCGCCACAGCAAGCAUAUUUAAUACGCAGGCUAUGUACCGGUGAUAGUCGACCGUUACAGUCUGCCAGCGCUUUCGAUUCAACAUUUCCUUGCGUAUCUUACAACCAUAC
Molecule: messenger RNA, 2743 nt
Organism: Mytilinidion resinicola
Lineage: Eukaryota; Fungi; Ascomycota; Dothideomycetes; Mytilinidiales; Mytilinidiaceae
Product: meiosis induction protein kinase-like protein
Exons: 4
Coding region: 281-2677 (798 amino acids)
Biological process (GO): intracellular signal transduction; protein phosphorylation
Cellular component (GO): cytoplasm; nucleus
Molecular function (GO): ATP binding; protein serine/threonine kinase activity
Source: RefSeq, a predicted model, not a curated record